This is a messenger RNA of Drosophila gunungcola (fruit fly), 1489 nucleotides long. RefSeq names its product G protein alpha q subunit-like. Bases 395 to 1456 code for a protein of 353 amino acids. Gene Ontology annotation, molecular function: GTPase activity; G-protein beta/gamma-subunit complex binding; guanyl nucleotide binding. NCBI's taxonomy places the organism in Eukaryota, Metazoa, Arthropoda, Insecta, Diptera, Drosophilidae. The transcript has 9 exons. Gene Ontology annotation, cellular component: heterotrimeric G-protein complex. The record is from RefSeq and is a predicted model, not a curated record. Gene Ontology annotation, biological process: adenylate cyclase-modulating G protein-coupled receptor signaling pathway.
UUUUCCAAAACCGAAGAAUGAUCAAAUUUUAUCCAUUUGUUAUAUAAUUAUAGAAACACACGAACAUAGCCUGGUGAUAUACUUUAUCGGAAAUAUCUCCUUCACUUCGCUACAAACUUCUGUCCGAAAUUACUUCGCAAGGGCUAUCAAAAUCUCAAAUAUUCCCUUGAGGGAGUUCUCUAUGGAAUUUCCAAGGAAACAAUAAAAAUAUGAGUGCUCAAGCUUUGUGGGUUCUCUUAAAAACCAGGAGUUGUAUAAUUCUCAGCUCUGCCCAGCUGUUAAAGGCAAACUGGCCGUCAGUCUUCAGUAAUACUUGGCUGCUGGCGGUUGUGAAAUUAAGCUUGCUUUGAGUUGCUCUAUUAAUUGAGAAAGUGAGUCCAUAAAUCCGGUAAGCAUGAACUGCUGUGAAUCGAUGGAGUCCAAGAAUCGAAAGCGCAUCAAUGAUGAAAUCGAAAGGCAGUUGCGCCUGGACCAGAGAAAUGCGAAUCGCGAGCUUAAACUGUUGCUACUGGGUACGGCCGAGUCCGGCAAGUCAACAUUUUUUAAACAGAUGCGUAUUAUCUACGGCAAUGGCUUUUCGGAAAAAAAGAAGCGUGAGUACAUCAAGCUGGUAUUCCAGAACAUAUUUAUGGCCAUGCAGUCAAUGAUCAAGGCCAUGGACAAGCUGGAAAUUUCCUAUGGUCAAAAAGAACAAGGCGAACUGGCCGAUCUUGUGAUGAGCAUCCAUUACGAGAAGGUUGAAGUGUUUGAGGAUCCGUAUGUGAGUGCCAUUAAAACGCUUUGGGGCGAUGCUGGCAUACAGAAGUGCUACGAUCGUCGCAGGGAAUAUCAGCUAACUGAUUCGGCCAAAUACUACUUGAGCGACAUAGCUCGAAUUGAGCAAGAUGAUUAUUUGCCAACCGAACAGGAUAUUCUGCGUGCUCGAGUGCCGACAACUAAUAUUCAUGAGUAUCCAUUCGAAUUGGAUGGGUUUGUGAUCAGAAUGGUUGACAUAGCAGGACAACGAUCCGAAAGAAGAAAAUGGAUUCAUUGCUUUUCGAAUGUGACAUCAGUUAUAUUUUUGGCAGCGCUUUCGGAAUACGAUCAAGUCUUGUUUGAAUCUGACAGUGAUAAUCGAAUGAUGGAGUCUAAGGCUUUAUUUCGAACGAUAAUUACAUGCCCUUGGUUUCAAAACUCGUCACAUAUUCUUUUUCUGAACAAAACAGACUUGUUGGAGGAAAAAAUAAUGUUUUCGCAUUUGGUGGACUAUUUUCCUGAAUACGAUGGUCCACAGCAAGAUGCAAAAGCGGCUCAAGAAUUCAUAUUGGAAAUGUAUCAAGGAUUAAAUCCAGAUUGUUGUAAACAAAUCUAUCCUCAUUUUACAUGUGCUACAGAUACGGAAAAUAUUAGGUUUGUUUUUGCGGCUGUUAAGGACACAAUUCUGCAAUUGCUUCUUAAUGAUAAUAAUUUGCUAUAAAAUUCAUGUAGAUCUAAUUUUUUUAUGAGUUUA